AUGGCCUCUAGCAGGAACAAUCAACCAACCCCGUUGUUCAAGAACUCGAGCUUCCGCGCGCGGUGGGCGGCCCUGUCGCUGCGCGAGAGUUUAGUCAUCACUCAAGCUAAGAUAGGCGUGCUGGUGUCCGGCACCGUCAAGAACAAGGGCAUCACGAAAUUGUGCCCCAUAGCCAGCACGCGGGAUGGCGAGAGGGAGGGGACGCCGCAGAUUGACGAGUUCAGCAUUGCCAUUGUUGGUGCCGGCGUCGCUGGUCUGUUCACAGCCAUGAUUCUCAACUACCUGAACAAGGAGUACGAUCUCAACGCCAAGUACACCAUCUUCGAGGCCAACAAGCCCAAGCGGCUCGGCGGCCGCCUGUACACGCACAAGUUUGAGCAAAAGGACGACAAAUACCCAUCGGCGACCACGGCUACUACGACGUACCGGUACUGGAAACAACAGGGCGUGCUGCACGCCGAAAGUUGGUGGUUCAAGUGA
Molecule: messenger RNA, 480 nt
Organism: Lasiosphaeria miniovina
Lineage: Eukaryota; Fungi; Ascomycota; Sordariomycetes; Sordariales; Lasiosphaeriaceae
Exons: 3
Coding region: 1-480 (159 amino acids)
Source: RefSeq, a predicted model, not a curated record